Molecule: messenger RNA, 999 nt
Organism: Belonocnema kinseyi
Lineage: Eukaryota; Metazoa; Arthropoda; Insecta; Hymenoptera; Cynipidae
Product: THAP domain-containing protein 2-like
Exons: 4
Coding region: 295-693 (132 amino acids)
Molecular function (GO): sequence-specific DNA binding
Source: RefSeq, a predicted model, not a curated record
AAAAACACAAUCACUGGCCGAACUUUCAUAUUGGUGGCGGUAGUGAGAACGUGUGCGGUGACAGCUGGGUUUUAGAAGCUGUAAUAAAAUUCUGUAAAAAAAUAGAAGUAACGCGCCGACUGUACCGGCUGUCAAGUGCAACACAGAAAGCGAGCUUAAUCGAUCUCGUCCGAAGUUAGCCGAGUUGAUUCGCUAAGGCAAAAAAACAGCAAAAACUCGAACAAAAACAAGCCGAAAACAGGAACAACAAAGCCUGAGAUUAAAAAGACGGUCGAAUACAAAACAUUAUCCAAAAUGUCUACAGGAACAGUGUGUUGUGUAUGUAAACGUCGGAAAAAAAGAAAAAGGGACGUUCUUGAAGAAGAUAAAGAAUAUAUUGCGUUUCACCGAUUUCCAAAGUGCAAGAUAAGAAGAAAGCAGUGGCUAGAAACAUUAAAUUUAACGGAGAAAAAUUUCAGAACAGAUCCGUAUGAUGCGGAAAUAAGAAUUUGCUCGAGACACUUUUCACCGGAUUCCAUUAAUUUUACCUAUCCUAUUCCUAGACUAAGAGAUGAUGCAGUUCCAAACGUAAUUGAUUCAUCAAACAAAAAGGAGAAGGAGUCACUCAUGAAAGCUUCAGUGAAUGAGGCUUCAGGAACAAAAUUGGAAUCGCUCCCAGAGAAAAUUAAAGAACAAGUACAUGCAAAUUCAUGAGUUACAGCACUUGCAUGCGUUUACACCACUUGAGAGAUGUGCGCACUCUAAAUGAAAGCCAGUGGAUAAAAUCAUCUUGCGACGGUCCCUUUGGCAUCUCCACUGGCCAGCGCAUUUAUCAACUAUUACUCAAAAGGACUUUGACCGAAAGCCGCAAAUUGACAGUGUCGCUGUAUGGCAGCGUUUACUGCCUCCUAGUCGUUGUGCACCUGAAUAAUUUACUGGAGAACUGUCGACCUUCUGAAGAAGUGAUUUUCAGAAGGUUUAUAUUUUUAUUUUUCAAUAUAAAAAAACAUUUCUAACGCA